GUGAGGGGAUACCAAACACUCGGGACUCGCGGAAGUCCUCUUCACCGUUUGUAUCUUCCGACAAUUGUCAACACCUGAAAAAACUCACUUCGGGAAAAUUAACCAGAGUAACGAGAUAUUUAGCUGGUACUCAGGGUCAUGCCGUUCAUCUCGAAGGACUGGAGGAGUCCCGGAGAGGAGUGGGUGAAGACUGUCGAGGGCUGGGAGAAAAAGAAAAUACUGGAGUGCGCGAAUAACAAGACACUGUCAUUGCUGAUACGAACCGAGAAAGAGGGAGACAAACGGGAGAAGGAGAAGGAGAAGAAAAAAGAAAAUGCCGUCCAACCACACUGUCAUAUAACCCUGAAGUGUACCCGCGAGAUCGCGGGUUUCAAUGGACUCAGCGAUGCACUCAAGAGACUCGACUUUCUGUCAGCUGUUCACGAUUGUCGACGGUUUAACUAUAUUGUUAGACUGUUGGAUCUGUUGGUCAGCCACACCAUGGGGGGGUUGAGUGGUUGCGCCCAGAGGGUUCUGUUUAAUAUGCUGGAGGAAGUUGCUUUAGAAGUUUCCUUAUCGCAACAGCAAACGGGAAAGCUCCGUAGACUGAUUGAACGCGUACGUGCCUUCAGUGCAGGAUGCUGCUGGGGGGGUCGACCCCUCGGCUCAGUCAUCCUCUGGGAGAAGCACAAAGCUGCACUCGACCGAAUCCUCCACAUCGCGUCUUCCAUCACGAUAACUCAGCCGGAUGAGGAGCAGCAUCCACAGUGGGCUGAUCUACCUGCGGAGUGCCGCAGGGAGGUACUCCUGCGUCUCAGUGAUCCGAGGGACAUUGAGGCGUCUUCGGAGGCUUGUGAGCACCUCGCUGUUCUCGCUCAGGAGCAGAGAAUAUGGAGAGAACUUGCACAGUAUCAUUUCACUUCGCAACAGAUUGCUACUACUAUGCAGAAUAAUCCUGGGAAGGAUUGGAAAACUAUUUUUACAUUAGCUCGGAGAUCUUUUGGACUUCGCGAGGAAUACGCCGAGAUGAUCCAAUUAUGUAGGAAUUGCCGUUGCCUCUUCUGGCGAUCACUCGGGCAUCCCUGCAUUGCUGACCAGGACCCAGCGUUUCAAGAGAAAUUGGCUGACGUCGACCAAUCCUCCCUCCACGUUCCCAUCCCACCGCAGACUUUCCUCAAAUUUUUCUCACUGUGAGAUGAUUAAAAAUCUUAUCUGUGAAAAACCGUGAGAAAAAGAAAUACUACAUUUCCUGCAUUUCUAGAGAUCAACUCUAGCGACGAGAAAUGAAAUAUAGUGAGAUGAUAUAUCGUUUUUUCUUUAGAGAAUCUAAUGUUGAUCGUUGAUGAAGAAUUAUUCAGUCUGUUCCGAGUGAGAGCGGGGGGAAAUCUUAGUCCGUUUCUUUCUCGCUCAGGGCAAUCAUCGAGAGAGCAGCUUAACUAUUUCGACGGCUUAAUCUGAACUCGGAUAAUUUCUUUGUAAAAAAGGGCCCGAGAAUUCGGAAUUCAUUGGUGAAGUGGGGAAACGGGAAAUUCACACGACUUCAGAGUGAAAUCCACAUAUCGACCCCUUCAUUGCUGGAUCAACUGAACGAAACGAGGGGCUAUUCACUCCACGAUUUAUAAUACUUUACAUUUAAGUUCACAUCAUAACUUCGAAAUCAAGUCCACGUGAUCAUACUGGAAUUGAGUAUAUUUUAUACCAGAAUCAAGUAUAUGCAUAAACCUGAUUCGAGAGUAAAAUAUACUUGAC
Messenger RNA from Diachasma alloeum, 1728 nucleotides. RefSeq names its product F-box only protein 32. The transcript is spliced from 7 exons. Gene Ontology annotation, cellular component: cytoplasm; SCF ubiquitin ligase complex; nucleus. Gene Ontology annotation, molecular function: protein binding. Gene Ontology annotation, biological process: protein ubiquitination. The coding region runs from base 139 to 1173 and encodes 344 amino acids. Lineage: Eukaryota; Metazoa; Arthropoda; Insecta; Hymenoptera; Braconidae. The record is from RefSeq and is a predicted model, not a curated record.